UAACCUAAAAAAUGGUGGGGAACGGACUUACUUAAUAACUUUUGUGGCUCAUUACAAUUUUAAACUGACAACUUAUCUCUCGCUAAUCACGAAAAUUUUUACUUCUGUCAUCCAUAAACUUGGACACGUACGUGGCGGUUGAAGAAUGUGCUGACGAAGUUUAUUUUUGAAUUUUAUUUUAUUUGCGCCUUGUGUUGAAUAAGUUUUGCUGCAGCAGAUAAUUAAUAAUUAAAAUGGCUGGUACCUAUAAACAGAGAGAUUUUAGAGCUGGAAUUGAAGACCAGAGUCUUAUCAAUGAAUUGGCUGCACGAAAAAUAGUAGUAAGGGAACCAGUUAGACUAUCUCCUGGUUGGGAAGGUACAGAUAAACCAGACGACGAGUUGAAUUUCCGAAGUCUGACAAUGGACCAAGUGGACCUGGAAUUGAAUCCUCCGAAGGAUAGACUUAAUAUAGUAUUUAUUAUUAUGGUACUUCAUGGUAUUGGAACCCUUAUGCCUUGGAAUAUGUUUAUCACUGCUAAGGAUUACUUUGAAAAUUAUAAAUUUUCAAUCAAUUACACGGGUGUUAAUACAACAUACGGAGGAAAUUAUGUAUCUAGUGUCAGCUUUGCAGCCCAAGUUCCCAAUGUUAUUUUUAACUGGAUUAAUAUUUUUAUGCCCCUAGGGGGAGAUUUGACCACUAGAAUUGUAUGGGGAAUUUUUAUGCAAGUACUGAUAUUUGUUGAAACAAUUGUAAUGGCUAUGAUUGAUACAUCCGGUUGGCCAGGAGUUUUUUUCUGGAUUACUAUGUUCUCAGUUGUUGUUCUAAAUACUUUCAAUGGUAUUUAUCAGAACUCAGUGUAUGGUAUGGCAGCGAAAUUACCUGGAAAAUAUACCGGUGCUGUUGUAUUGGGAUCUAAUAUUAGUGGAACUUUUACGGCAGUAAUUAACCUUGUAUCUAUAUUGUCGACGCCAAGUCUCAGAACUGCAGCUAUUUACUACUUUUUGACGGCACUUUUCGUUCUAUUGGCGUGUUUCGACACUUAUUUUGCGUUACCAAUAAACAGAUUUUAUCGAUAUCAUGAAAUGUUGUUUCAAAAAGAGAAACAGAAAAGAGAGUUAGAAACGAAGUCAAAAAUUCAUGGGAAAACGCCAUACUGGACAAUAUUCAAACAGUGUUUUCCACAAUUGUUUAAUAUAUUUUUCAUUUUCUUCGUUACUUUGAGUCUGUUUCCGGCAGUUCAUUCUAAUAUUCAAAAAUCAGAUCCACAGUUCUUAGUAGAGGACAAAAUUUACGUCAGUGUCAUGUGUUUUAUGACCUUUAAUAUAACUGCUAUGAUUGGUAGCUCCAUCGCUUCUUACGUGCAAUGGCCAAAGAAAGAGUGGCUGGUAAUUCCAGUUGUAAUGCGCGCAUUGUUUAUUCCCCUAUUUUUAUUCUGUAACUAUCAGCCACCGAAUGAAUUCGUAAGAACUUUACCAGUUUACAUAAACAACGACUGGGUUUAUUUCGUAAUCGCAGUGAUAAUGGGCCUCAGCAGCGGCUAUCUUUCGUCUCUCGGUAUGAUGUACUGCCCAUCAAUGGUCGAUUCUCGAUACGCAUCUACCGCGGGAAUGUUUGCCGCCGCGUUUCUCAUCACCGGAAUUUUCACUGGAGUUCUUUUCGCCAUGGCCAUGCCGUCAGUAGUAUCUCUGUCUUUGUGGGGAUGAUUGAAAGUUCUUUACACUUUUGUAUUGAAAUUAAUACUCACUAGAUUUGCUGAUGGAUGACUGAAGUAAGAAAUUUAAUGAGUAAUCAUGACAGUACACGGUGUUCAUAUAUUAAUUAUUAUUGACUACAUUAUUUUAUUUUAUAUCAAUAAUUAAUUUCAGUGGCAUUCAUCAUGUAAUUAUAUACUGUAAUAAUUAUUUAGUAAUCGACACACUGACCCUUUGAUUUAUUUUUUUAUUUUUUCAGUAAAUAUACAUAUACUUUUUUUUUUUAUUUUUAAUUAUAGAAAUUUUUAUAUUUAUAAAAAUGUUUAGAUAAAAAUCAAGGGGUCAGUAAUUAAUUAAUUUCAAUAAUUGUAUACUAUAUUGACUUUGGAUAAUCAAUGGAAUGAUAAAAAGCUCAGUAGUUUUAGUGCAAAAAAUUACAAGGUUCGUUUUCAGCAAAAAUCUUAUGUCUGAAUUUACCAAAAUGCCUUUUUAAAAUACCGUUUAUAUUAAAAUGGCUUAGUAAUAAUAAUUGUUUACUUGCCAUACGGUUAAUUAUGCCACCGUUACAACACAUUUUAUCGGACCAAUAAGCCUUAAGUAAAUACUGAGUACUCUUUAUUAAUUAAAGCCGCUUUAAAUUCGAGCACACGCUUUUUUAAAUAAUUGUAAUUAAACAUUUUUUAUCUAAUCAAUUUUUUUAUGUAAACAUUUAUGAGAAAAAAGGCUACAAUUAUUUUAAGUUAAUUUUUUUUUAUCUACGAUCAUAUAAAUAAUUUUUAUUUUACAUUAAUUUUAAUACGUUUACGUAAUUAAAUGCAAAUAUUAAAUGUUAUACAGUAAUUAUGAUAUAAACGUUUUUUUAUCAUCUUUAUAAUCAUUAAUUUAUUGUUAAUUAAAUAUUAAAGAUGUAUUUUUUCUAUAUAAAAAAAAAGUGUUGAGCAAUUGAAGACUUAAUCAAGUAAUCAAAAUGAUUUUUAUACUUUUUUUUAUUGUCAUUACAAUUAAACUCGCAGAUUGAGGUUUGAAAUAAAUUCGAUCGCUGACUCAUACUUUUAUUAUAAUUAAUUUUAAAUUUUAAAAAUAAAUUUAUUGAUAAUGUACAAAGGAUUUUCUCUCGGAAAUCUUAUUUAAAUAGAUACUUUUUUAUAUUAUUCGGUAGCUUUUACAUACAUACAUAUAUAUUUAUUAUUUAAUGCGUAUAUUUAUGUGUAUUUUUAUUUAUACAAGUUAAUUCAUUUUAGUAAUUAAUUAUAUUUAUAUAUUUUACGUGACAAUAUGUGCUGAGGACAUUCUUAGACAGUGCCCCCACUUUUUAAAAAUUUUCAAUGACUGAAAAUUUUUAAUUAAUUUUAAAAAAAUUGAAGCGUUAAUUGAAAAAGUCAACGUAAUUACAAUUUUGCCAAAUUGUAGAUUUAAAAAAAAAAAUUACAGCUAUCAAUUAGGAAUUAAACGAAAUUUGGUAAUAAAUUUUACCCAAAUUUGACUUUUGAAUUAUGGAGACAUGAAAAUUUUACUGAAAUUUAUUUAACUAAUUUCGGUAAUUCCUAAUUUGUAAUUUUUUUUUAAUUUUUGCCGCCAAAUUGUAAUUACGUUCGGUUUUCAUUUAAUGCAGAAUUUUUUUUUUAAUUAAUUAGUAUUUGAAUACUAUGACAAUUUACACUGUAAAAAAUUUUCGGUGAACGCGGAUUACAUCCGGAGUUACUGCGGAGCGAAUGACUUUAUUUAAUCCCCUAAAAGUAAAAUUCACUUUGAAGGGGAGUUUAUUUUAAUAUUAAAACUCUGAAUCAGAGUAAAUGCGGAUUUAAAUAAAAUCCAGAUUCCGAAAUCACUCUAGAGAAACAAACUCCGAAUUUACUUCGUAUGCAGUGUAAUUUUUUUUUAAACUCCGGAACUCCGAGUAAAUUCACAUUUGAAUAAAAUUCAUAAUUACUCCGAAUUCACUCCCGAUUUUUCUCGAGUACGAUCAUUGAAUAUUUCAAAAAAUGGGAUGAGGGCAUUGUCUAAGAAUUUUUUUAAUUGAACAAAGAUGUAGUAAAAAUUUUGCCGGGAAAUACAUUUUUAAAAAAAUUACUCACACUCAUCAUUUAAAAGUUAACCGAAAUUCGGAAAUUGUAUUUUACCCAAAUUUGACUUUUGAGGAAACUGACAUUAAAAUUUUACUGAAAUUUAUUUCCCAAAUUUCGGUAGCUCCUAAUUGAUGACAACUUUGAGUAAUUUUUUUUAAAAUUCACGUAUCGGCGAAAUCUGACUUAGAAAAAAUUUAGCUGUUGAAAUAUAAUACAAGAUUUUAUCUACUUCAUGCCACCAAAAAAAACUUCCAUAAAUCUAUCACAUUUAAAUACAUAAAUAUAUAUAUUACACUAAAUCUUUUUUAAAAAUUACUCUUACUAAUUACAUAUCUAUGACUCUUUAAAUAUGCUACAUAAAUACAACAUAUAUACUUGUUGAUAAUUAAUAAUUAAAGUCACAAUGUAAGUCCGAAUUUAUCUAGUAUCAUUGGACAAUCCUCGUAACAAGCAAUGCCGACAAUAAUUCAUAAAAUUUAUGUAAUGAUUCACUAAUUUAAAAAAACUUGUUAACCCUUUAUACGAUAGAUAGGAUAUUUUUGUAACAACCCGUUUGUGAAUAUUUUUAUUUAAAUAAUUAUCUUUCGCAUGUUAUAUAAUAAUUAAAAUAAAUUGAAGUUACUAGAUGUCUGUUAAGAAAUAAUUAAGAAAAUAAUUACGAAUCUUUGUAGUAAAAAAAAAAAGCCCAUAAUACACUUGGUCACAAUUUAAACAAAUUACUGUUGAAAUAAAUCGAUGUCACAAUUCAUUAUUACAAUAAAUGUUUAAUAAAAUUA
Microplitis mediator is the source of this 4515-nucleotide messenger RNA. It is a transcript of the gene Ent2, whose product is annotated as equilibrative nucleoside transporter 1. Lineage: Eukaryota; Metazoa; Arthropoda; Insecta; Hymenoptera; Braconidae. Bases 234 to 1685 code for a protein of 483 amino acids. The record is from RefSeq and is a predicted model, not a curated record. The transcript is spliced from 10 exons. Gene Ontology annotation, cellular component: plasma membrane. Gene Ontology annotation, biological process: nucleoside transmembrane transport. Gene Ontology annotation, molecular function: nucleoside transmembrane transporter activity.